Messenger RNA from Diaporthe citri, 186 nucleotides. RefSeq lists its product as uncharacterized. The transcript is spliced from 2 exons. NCBI's taxonomy places the organism in Eukaryota, Fungi, Ascomycota, Sordariomycetes, Diaporthales, Diaporthaceae. The record is from RefSeq and is a predicted model, not a curated record. Bases 1 to 186 code for a protein of 61 amino acids.
AUGGCCUGGAAUCUAAGCUCUGCUUGGGGCCUAGAGCAAGAGACAAUCAGCCAGAGAAUGGGCUGCACCGAGACGGGAAGGUGGAGCAUCACGAAGUUGUGGAUCAUUGCCGCCGUCUUCCCCGACGGACCGGGCCGCAUCCCCGGCCGAAUUCCGAGUCAUGCCCCUCGGCAGGUGCUGUCAUGA